UUCUUACAGCCACUUUCUUUUUUGUGAAGCUCAGCAAUCUUGUGCCGCAGAUCAGAACUAUAUUCUUUGUUUUUACUGCUUGUAAUGGACGAUUGAGGGAGUUUGGCUUUUGUGUUCCUCAUAUUUAUAAUCCUGUGCAACAGGAAGUCAUGCCUGGACAACUUAAUGCUCCUAGUCACCCUGGUGUGCCAAAACAUGUAAAUAUGGACGGGAAUAUACUUCAGAGACACCGGGAAAGGAAUUUUUGGAGUUUCGGCGGCGUUUAACAAAGGAAGAGAAACUGUGGUACCUGCGGCAGGCAAACCAGUCUGGAUUUUACAUUGCAACCGGCAAUCAUGCGCCACCAAUUUCUCCGAAUUUUUUUUGGCGUCGUACACACCCGGUCUGUGCAAACAGAGAUCCAACACGCUUGGCCACAGUUGCUUUCAGUUUUAGUGAAUUCCAUUUGAAGGUUACACCCAGUCUGUGCAAACAGAGAUCCAACACACUUGGCCACAGUUGCUUUCAGUUUUCCUGCAGGGGGAGCUGGAGGCUUUGAUUACUGUGCUGAAACAGGAUCUGGAAAUCAAACAAACCUGUGAAAGUGAAACUGUCAAACGUAUUUGAUACUGAGUAGAGUUGAAAGUAGCUGACGAAAAAACGUCAUUCCUUUGAAAGUGAAAGAAUAAGUGAUGCCAUUUCAAAACUGGAUAUUUAAGAAGCUGUAUAUUUUUGCAGAGCUGCUAGCCGCUGCUAGCCACUGCAGUUCAGUUCACCUCCAAAAUGAGUUUUCGUGAGGAGAGAGAGAAAGACACUGGCUCUAAAAUGAGUUCUCCAUCUUCUGAAUCAAGCUGUGAACAACCCAUGAAGAACUCCCCUUUUGCAUUUACUGAUGCAAUAGUGACUGACCCCAGGUGGAAGAGACUGAGAUCAGAGUCUCCAGAACCCAGUGGUGUGUCAGUGAAGAGUAAUGCAUCUAUGAUGGGUCCCCCUGCACUCAGUGAGGCAACAGUGACCUCUGAACCCAGGUGGAAGAGACUGAGAUCAGAGUCUCCAGAACCCAGUGGUGUGUCAAUGAAGAGUAAUGCAUCUAUGAUGGGUCCCCCUGCACUCAGUGAGGCAACAGUGACCUCUGAUCCCAGGUGGAAGAGACUGAGAUCAGAUUCUCCAGAACCCAGUGGUGUGUCAGUGAAGAGUAAUGCAUCUAUGAUGGGUCCCCCUGCACUCAGUGAGGCAACAGUGACCUCUGAUCCCAGCAGGAGGAAGAUGUGUGAGCUGAACAGAUCUGUGCCCUCUACAUCCCACUAUCAGACCCACAUUAGGCAAGAAAAAACUGAAGCAGUCUUGCGGACACAAACACUGAAGACUGCAGACCUGCAGAGAGUCAAAGACCAGCAUAAAACCAGCAUAAUAAUCAAAUAUGAGAGAUUGUUUGAGGGAAACAAACUCCAAGAGAAUGAAACCCUCCUGAACAGGAUCUAUACACAGCUCUACAUCACUGAGGGAGAGAGUGAAGGAGUGAAUGAAGAACAUGAGGUUUUACAGAUGGAGAAAACAGCCAGAACACAACACUCCCAAAACACUCCAAUCCACUGCAAUGACAUCUUCAAAGCCUCACCUGAACCAGGAUGUGAGGAGAAAGACCAAAUCAAGACUGUCCUUACUAAAGGCAUCGCUGGAAUUGGAAAAACCGUCUCUGUGCAGAAGUUCAUUCUGGACUGGGCUGAUGGAAAAGCCAAUCAGGAUGUAGAUUUCAUGUUUGUACUUCCAUUUCGAGAGCUGAACUUGAUCCGAGAUCAUCAGUACAGUCUUCACAGACUUCUGCUGGACUUUCAUCCUGAACUUCAAGAUUGGGACUCAAAGAUUUAUGAGGAGUGUAAAGUUCUGUUCAUCUUUGAUGGUCUGGAUGAAAACAGAAUUACACUGAUGUUUUCAGACACUCAGAAAUUUUGUGAUGUGAACAAGUCUUCAUCAGUGGGGGUGUUGAUAUCAAACCUCAUGAAAGGAGAGUUGCUUCCCUCUGCUCUCAUCUGGAUCACCUCCAGACCAGCAGCAGCAAAUCAGAUCCCCUCAAAAUACAUCAACCGUAAGACAGAAAUUCAGGGAUUCAGUGAGCCUCAGAAAGAGGAAUAUUUCCGGAAGAGAGCCAGUGACCAACAUCAAGCCAGCAGAAUCAUCUCACACAUCAGAAGAGCAAGAAGCCUCCACAUCAUGUGCCACAUCCCCGUCUUUUGCUGGAUCUCAUCCAGUGUGCUUCAGAAACUCCUGAAAGAAGAUCUGAGUGUAGAAAUCCCUCAAACUCUGACUGAAAUGUACAUCCACUUCCUGCUGAUUCAUAUCAACAUAAGGAAUCAGAAGUAUGAAGAGAGAGAUCCAGAGAAACUCCUGCAGUCCAACAGAGAAGUGAUUGUGAAACUUGCUGAAGUGGCUUUCAAACAACUGAUGAAGGGCAAUGUGAUGUUCUAUGAGGAGGACCUGACUGAAAGUGGCAUAGACGUCACUGACGCCUUAGUGUAUUCUGGGAUUUGCACUGAGAUCUUUAAGGAGGAAUCUGUGAUUCAUCAGAGGAAAGUCUACAGCUUCAUCCAUCUGAGUGUUCAGGAGUUUCUCGCUGCUUUCUAUGUGUUUUACUACCACAUAUACAGAACUACAGAAGCUUGUUUUGAUUCACUGGGAUAUCUCCAUAAAAGAGUGACUGAUAAGGCUGUAAUGAACAAAAAUGGACAGCUGGAUCUGUUCUUGCGGUUCCUGUUGGGCAUCUCACUGGACUCCAAUCAGAGACUCUUACAAGAUCUACUGUCACAGACAAAGAACAGCUCAGAGAGCAUAAGGAGUACCACAGAGUUCAUUAAAGAGAAGAUCAAAGGUGGGCAUGGACUCACCACUGAAAGGUCCAUCAAUCUAUUCCUCUGUCUCCUGGAAGUGAAAGAUCAGACUCUGUCCAGAGAGAUUCAGGAGUUUGUGAAAUCAGGUAAAUACACAAAGAAGAAACUCUCUCCUGCUCACUGCUCAACAAUCGCCUACAUGCUUCAAAUGUCAGAGGGGGUGCUGGAUGAGCUGGACCUCAAGAAAUACAACACAUCAGAUGAGGGUAGAAGAAGACUGGUGCCAGCUGUGAUCAACUGCACAAAAGCACUUCUUGCUGGCUGUAAUAUCAAUGCUCUGUGCUGUCAGAGUUUGUCAUCAGCUCUACAAUCAUCAAACUCUGUUCUGAGAGAGCUGGACCUGAGCAACAAUGACCUGCAGGAUUCAGGAGUGAAACUGCUUUCUGAUGGACUGAAGAGUCCAGACUGUCAGCUGGAGAUCCUGAGGUUGUCUGGCUGUAUGGUGACGGAGGUUGGCUGUGGUUAUGUGUCUUCGGCUCUGAGUUCAAACCCCUCACACCUGAGAGAGCUGGAUCUGAGCUACAAUCACCCAGGAAAAUCAGGAGUGAAGCUCUCUAAAAAACUCAAGAAUCCAAACUACAGACUGGACAAACUCAAUUUGGAUCAUGGAGAACAUUUCAGAAUCACACCAGGUUUGAGAAAAUAUGCCUAUGAUCUCACUCUGGAUCUGAACACAGUAAACGCUCAACUCAUCCUGUCUGAGGAAAACAGAAAGGUGACACGUGUAGAAGACUAUCAGCCGUAUCCUGAUCAUCCAGAGAGAUUUGUUGAGUUCUGUCAGAUUCUGUGUAGAGAGAGUCUGACUGGACGCUGUUACUGGGAGGCUGAAUGGAGUGGAUGGUCAUAUGUAUCAGUGACAUAUAAGGGAAUCAGCAGGAAAGAAGGAAAUAACUCUUUUUUUGGACACAGUGACCAUUCCUGGAGUCUAAACUGCUCUAAAAAUGGAUUCACUGUCUGGCACAAAAAAAACCGAACUGACAUUCCUCGCUGUUCAUACUCUACUAGAGUAGGAGUGUAUCUGGACUGGUCAGCCGGCACUCUGUCCUUCUACAGUGUCUCUGACACACACACACUCACACAUUUACACACAUUCAACACCACAUUCACCGAACCCCUCUAUGCUGGGUUUGGGGUGUUUGAUUCCUCACUGACUCUGUGUCAAAUUAAACAACCUGCUGAGUAGUUAUUAAUUAUAUGUAAUCUAGAUCACAUAAUCACAUUCCAAAAAUAAGGAGUUUGAGUAAUUUGAUUAUAUUGGCCUUUAAAAUAGUUAGACUACAAUUACUUUCUAAUUAGAGCUGCACGAUAAAUCACAAUGAAAUCGCGAUUAGGCAAAUGCGAUAUAAUAAUAUGAUAGUCAAGCCUAUCUUGUCAGUGAAGCACAGUUCUUUGAUCAGUAGUAAAUCUCCAUCCGAAGGCCAGAGGGCGCGCUCACGUGGAAACUCCAAAUACAGAGAAGAAAUCCAGGAAAUCCCUGUAGCAGUAACUGAAGAAACAUAACAUUUAACUGCCUUCACUGAUUCAACGUGACUAAUAAACACAGAACUAUGACAAUAUAUGAUUUUUUGGGUUUCUAUAAUUAUUAUUAUAAUUUUCAUAAAGUAUAUAAAUAUGUAAUAAUGCAAUACUAAUCGACAUAGCCUUUAUCACUGCUUAGAAUACUAUGAAAUGUUGCAUGUCUUAUUCUGUGUAAGAAGCCACGUUAUCUCACAGAAUUAAUUAAAAACAUAUAGUAAAAAUGUUAUUAUAUGUGGUAUUUUCCUGUGCUUUCAGAAGGAGCAGAGCCGUAGUUCACUGAGAAGCUACGCAAACAACUUUCAUUAUCGCAGAACAAUUUCAUAAUCAUUUCAUAAUCAUGCGAUUAUAUCAUGCGAUUAUUAUUGCAGUUUUGCAUAGCUUGUCAGUGAACUACGGCUCUGUGUAGUAAAUGCUGCUCUAUCUGAAAGCACGUGAUGGAUGUUCACUACUGAUUACAGAACCAGCUUUACUGACUGAAAAAAAUGUGCAUGACAGUUGCAUACAAUUAAUUGUGCAGCCCUAUUUCUAAUUAAUAACUUGAUUACAUAUUAUUCACAGAAUUGCAGUAUUCAUAACUUAUUGAUUCUCUAUAAUAAUAAUAAUAAUAAUUAUUAUUAUUAUAAGAACUGCAUAAACAGACCCAGGCACAUGCCAGGUAUCUAUAUUUACAUUUUGACCACUGGAUUUACACAGGUAAUUUAUUUUAAAGUAUAAAGUAUAAAGUAAAUAGUAUUUUUUGAACAUUGCAUGUCUAAUAAACUUUAAAACUUUUGGUUCAAUAUGCUUACCUGUUGAUCAAAAAUUGCUUAAAAAAAGCUUACUUUGAUAAGAAAAUGGUAUAUUUUUAAUAUUUUGUUGAGAUUCUUUUGCAGGCAAUGACUGCCUACUGGGUUUCCUCCUUUGUAAUGCUUUGCCAGGCCUUUACUGCAGCUGACUUCAGUUGUUGUUUGUUUGUGGGUCUUUCUGCCUUUAGUCUUUAGCAAGUGAAAUGCAUGCUCAGUCUAGUUGAAAUUAGAAGCAGUUUUGGGUCAUCGUCUAUUUGUACUACUUUAGGAUAGUGACCAUUAUAGGGAGCUAGAGGAAAGGAAGAGGAAUAUGUAUGUGUAUGGAGAGAGUAAUAAAGAAGAAUGUUCACCUACGAGAGUGUGCGUCUAUGAAUGUGUAAAUCCAAUAAAAUAAACAUUAAAAUAAACAACACCCAAUCAACUUUGCUCUAUUUGACUGAAUCCUUUUACACUUCAGAAUUCAUCCAGCUGUUUUUGUCUUCUGUCACGUCAUCAAUAAACACUAGUAACUCAGUGACCCUGGAAGCUAUACAUGCUCAUGCCAUUACACUGCUCCACCAUGUUUCACAGAUGAUGUUGUAUGAUUUGUAUGAGCUGUUCCAAGGCUUCUCCUUACUUUUUUAUUCCCAUCAUUUUGGUACAGGUUGAUCUUAAUUUCAGUCAUUCAAAGAAUGCUUUUUCCAGAAGUGGUCUGGCUUUUUUAGAUGUUUUUUUGGACUUCUUUGUUCUUUGUUUGCACCUUGUGGUGAAA
Messenger RNA from Labeo rohita (rohu), 5918 nucleotides. Its product is annotated as protein NLRC3-like. Bases 763 to 4047 code for a protein of 1094 amino acids. Lineage: Eukaryota; Metazoa; Chordata; Actinopteri; Cypriniformes; Cyprinidae. Gene Ontology annotation, molecular function: protein binding. The record is from RefSeq and is a predicted model, not a curated record. The transcript is spliced from 12 exons.